GUAUUAAAAGAUCAUAUAUGGAAAUGCUAGGUCUUUUACCAACACUAUCGAAACUUGGAGAACCUGAUGAAUUUUAUAAGCUACAGACAAUUAGACCUAUAUGUCUUAAUCACUGUCCACCAUAUGCAUCUAGUACCAUACCUGUUAGCUUACAUUGUUCGAUUUUUGGCAAAUUUAAGGAUUUCUGUGAGGAAGCCCCAGAAGUUAAGGAUAAUCAUUUUACCUAUAAUAUAUGUAAAAAAAUAGCAGAUUUUUUUAAGAGCGAAGAAGAACGUCAAACUACUGCAAAUAAAAUGUUAUCUACUUAUUUUGGCUACAAGAUGCAACCACUUGUACUUCCUCGUAGUCGCCGUACUGAUGGCACUAUAAGCUAUUCCUCUGUGUAUCAUGGGCUUAAUGUGGAAUUUAAGUAG
Molecule: messenger RNA, 413 nt
Organism: Racocetra persica
Lineage: Eukaryota; Fungi; Glomeromycota; Glomeromycetes; Diversisporales; Gigasporaceae
Source: the annotation of a GenBank genome assembly